Messenger RNA from Phyllopteryx taeniolatus (common seadragon), 2409 nucleotides. Its product is annotated as sodium-dependent neutral amino acid transporter B(0)AT1-like. Gene Ontology annotation, biological process: sodium ion transmembrane transport. Gene Ontology annotation, cellular component: plasma membrane. The coding region runs from base 205 to 2112 and encodes 635 amino acids. The transcript is spliced from 12 exons. NCBI's taxonomy places the organism in Eukaryota, Metazoa, Chordata, Actinopteri, Syngnathiformes, Syngnathidae. The record is from RefSeq and is a predicted model, not a curated record.
GUGACAGAAUACGGCAUUUAGACAAUGAGCUACUGAUAACUGUAGUUCAGGCGCCACAGGUCACAGUAAAUACCUCAGUCCCUCUAGCGGGAGCACACAGUGGCACUUAAAGGACUCAAGAGGGGAGGACACUCAACAGAGGAGAGGAGAUUAGCCUGACAAAGACACUAAGGGAAGACUCAAGAGUGACACAUUGAAGGCACCAUGAAGCUGAAGCUACCAAAUCCGGGACUGGAUGAUCGGAUCCUCUCUCAUAGGGAACUGGAGAAGCUGGAGCUGGAGGAGGCCGGAGACAGACCCAAAUGGGACAAUAAAGCCCAGUACCUGCUCACCUGUGUGGGGUUCUGUGUGGGGCUCGGCAAUGUCUGGAGGUUUCCUUAUUUGUGCCAAAGCCACGGAGGAGGUGCAUUCAUGAUCCCCUUCCUAAUCCUUGUGGUUCUGGAGGGAAUCCCGCUGCUGCACCUCGAGUUUGCCAUCGGUCAGCGCCUGAGAAAAGGAAAUGUGGGCGUGUGGCGGUCAAUUAACCCUUACUUGACUGGAGUUGGUAUAUCAUCGUUGAUGGUGUCCUUUCUGGUGGGCAUGUAUUACAACACCAUCAUGGCUUGGAUCAUGUGGUACCUCUUCAACUCCUUUCAGGAUCCUCUGCCCUGGAGCCAGUGUCCGCUCAAUGCUAACCGCACAGGUCCAGUGGACGAGUGUGCGCGCAGCAGCACCGUAGAUUAUUUCUGGUACAGAGAGACCCUCAACACGACAGACUCCAUUGAGGAGAAUGGAGGUCUGCAAUGGUGGAUGGUGCUCUCCCUGAUUUCCGCCUGGACUGUGCUCUACGUCUGCUGCAUCCGCGGGAUCGAGACCAGCGGCAAGGCUGUGUACAUCACCUCCACUCUGCCGUACGUGGUUCUGACCAUCUUCCUCAUCAGAGGACUCACUUUGAAAGGUUCAGUGGCAGGAAUCAAGUUCCUCUUCACACCAGAUGUGAAUGAGUUGAUGAAUCCAGCAACGUGGUUGGAUGCCGGUGCGCAGGUGUUCUACUCCUUCUCCUUGGCAUUUGGUGGUCUCGUCUCCUUCUCUAGUUACAACUCUAUCCACAACAACUGCGAGCAGGAUGCUGUUCUCAUCUCUAUCAUCAACGGCUGCACAUCGGUGUACUCGGCCACCGUCAUCUACUCCAUCAUUGGCUUCAGGGCCACAGAAAAAUAUGAAGCCUGCAUCGACGGCAACAUCCUGAAAUUGACAAACGCCUUCGACUUACCCGAGAGCAACAUCACAGAGAGCAACUACGGCGACAUGCUUCUGUACCUCAACCAAACCAAUCCAGAUGUUAUUCAAAACUUGAAAAUACAGCCAUGUGAUAUGCAGUUCUUCCUCAGUCAGGGGGUGGAAGGAACAGGUUUGGCCUUCAUUGUCUUCACAGAGGCCAUCAUAAAGAUGCCCGUUUCGCCGAUCUGGGCCGUGCUCUUCUUCAUCAUGCUCUUCUGCCUCGGUCUAUCGACUAUGUUUGGAAACGUGGAGGGAGUAGUCGUACCGCUGCAGGAUCUGAAAUUGUUCCCGAAAAAAUGGCCAAAAGAGCUUUUCUGUGCUGUGAGCUGUUUUAUCUCUUUUUCCUUCGGCAUCAUAUUCGCCAUGCGCUCCGGAAACUAUUGGUUGGGUCUUUUCGACAAUUUUGCUGGUUCCAUUCCUCUUCUGGUCAUCGGGCUUUGUGAGAUGGUUUCCGUUAUCUACAUUUAUGGCAUAGAUAGGUUUAACAAAGACAUUGAGUUCAUGAUUGGACACAAGCCCAACAUCUUCUGGCAGGUGACCUGGAGGGUGGUUAGCCCGCUCAUCAUGGUCUUCAUCCUGGUGUUUUACUUUGUAACGCAGGUCACAAAGUCACUCACGUAUUUGACCUGGAACCCAGAGUCGGAGAGCUUUCCCACACUUGAAGUGCGUCCCUACCCUAGCUGGAUCUCUGGUAUGGUUUUUGUCCUGGCCGGCAUUCCCAGUUUAGUCAUCCCAGCAGUGGCCCUUUUCAAAUUCUUGCAAAGGAAAUGCUGCAAACGGAAGGACAACAGUGAUGACACAGUGAACACAAUCUCUGCCCAAAUUCAAAUAACUGAUAAAAUGAAUUAUUAGCCAGGUUUUACUUGUUUUUUUUUUCUUUAGUUUUCCAGUAAACCAAAUCUGUUAAUACUCUUUAUAGGAGUUUGUUUUGAAACUGUCACGUAAAUGUUUUCUUUCAACCCACAUUUGUGUUGUUAAUAGUGUAUUUGUGAAUGUGCUGCUGGAUAAUUGUAAUAUUUAAUAUCUUGAGUGUACUGUGUAACCAUUUAUGCCUGUGUGAUGCGGAGUUAUUAUUUGAAUAAAUGUGUAAAUAAUAGCCAUUUUAACACUGAAAGAGCAAUAAAUGUGCCAUUUUUUUGUAUCAUAUUA